AGCAGCUGCCAUUGCCAUCGUGUAGAGAAGACAGCGAGAGAGAGAGAGAGAGAGAGAGAGAGAGAGGAGUGAAAGAGAGGAAGAGAGAGGAGAGAUAUAUUACUCACGGUAGGACGGAGAAGAUUUGAGCAGCUGGGCUGUACUGACUGGACUGUGGAAGGCGGCUGAGUGGACGUAGCCCCAUGGCUCAGUCGGCGGCUAUCAGCGUGGAGCAGGACCUGGCCAGCAAGAGGCUGCACUCGAGGAUGGAAGCCUCGUGUCUGGAGUUGGCCCUGGAGGGCGAGCGGCUGUGUAAGGCGGGAGACUUCAAAGGGGGCACGGCAUUCUUCGAGGCAGCAGUGCAGGUGGGCACGGAGGACCUGAAGACCUUGAGCGCCAUCUACAGCCAGCUGGGCAAUGCCUACUUCUACCUGAAGGAGUACGGCAAAGCGCUGGAGUACCACCGCCACGACCUCACCCUCGCCAGGACGAUAGGGGACCGGAUCGGAGAAGGCAAAGCCAGCGGCAACCUGGGCAACACGCUGAAGGUACUGGGGAGGUUUGACGAGGCUGCGGUGUGCUGCCAGAGGCAUCUGGACAUCUCCCAAGAACAGGGCGACAAGGUGGGGGAGGCGAGGGCGCUGUACAACAUUGGGAACGUGUUCCAUGCCAAGGGCAAGCAGCAACUGUGGGGAUGCUCGCUGGACCCUGGGGACCUGCCCCCCGACGUCAGGGACACCCUACAACGCGCCACCGCAUAUUACGAAAUGAACCUGUCUCUGGUCAAGGAGCUGGGGGACAGAGCCGCGCAGGGCCGCGCGUUCGGUAACCUCGGCAACACCCACUACCUGCUGGGGAACUUUGUGGAGGCCAUCAAGUUCCAUCGAGAGCGGCUUUCCAUUGCCAAAGAAUUCGGUGACAAAGCGGCAGAGAGGCGAGCUUACAGUAACCUAGGCAACGCUCUGAUUUUCCUCGGGCAGUUCAACACGGCCACAGAGUACUAUAGGAAAACGUUGCAGCUGUCUCGCCAGCUGAAGGACCAGGUGAUGGAGGCUCAGGCCUGCUACAGUCUGGGCAACACCUACACACUGCUACAGCAGUACGAGAGAGCCAUCGACUACCACCUCAAACACCUCCUCAUCGCCCAGGAGCUCAACGACAGGGUUGGUGAGGGCCGUGCCUGCUGGAGUUUGGGCAACGCCUACGUGUCUUUAGCAAACCACCGGCAGGCUCUCCACUACGCCCGCAAACACCUGAACAUCUCCAGAGAGAUUGGAGACCGGAAUGGGGAGCUGACGGCUCGGAUGAACGUGGAACAGCUGCUGGAGGCCCUGGGAGUGAAGGAGGCUGACCUGUCGCCCUGCGGCUCCGAGUUCGAGAUGCAAGGAGCGAGACCCAAAUACUCCAAGAGGAACAGUCUGGACAGUGUUGACCUGUGGAAGUACUCUUCUGAAAAGAACGGAGAUGGCCAGGACAUGGACAGCAUCUCGCGGAGGUCCAAGAGCCAGCUGUCACAGACCAGCGUGAGGAAGGGAUACGCUGACAGCCAGUCGUCGGACGAGAGGCAGUGGCUGGACUCGCCCGUGGACACCGACGACAUCACCGUACAGGUGUCCCCGCCGAAGCUGGCCCGUGACCCCUCCGAUGAGGCCUGCUUUUUCGACCUCCUCAGUAAGUUCCAGAGCAGCCGCAUGGACGACCAGCGCUGCCCCCUCGACGAGCCGCAGAGCGGCGAGGACGGAGAAGCCGCCGGCGAAUCAUGCUCCCCUCUCAGCGAUCUGAUCGACCCCAGCCUCACCACGUCACCUCAGACAGAGGAGCUGUUUGACCUGAUCGCCAGCUCACAGAGCCGUCGUCUAGACGACCAGCGGGUGAGCGUCAGCAACUUGCCGGGCCUGAGGAUCACCCACAACAACCUGGGUCACCUCUGUGGGGAGGCCGACGUCCAGGGGCCGAGCGACGACUUCUUCAACAUGCUCAUCAAGUGCCAGUCCUCUAGGAUCGAUGACCAGCGCUGUUCGCCGCCAGACGGUGGACCCCACGCGCCCACGGUUCCUGACGAGGACUUCUUCAGCCUGAUCCAGCGUGUCCAGGCCAAGCGCAUGGACGAGCAGCGCGUCCAUCUGCCCUCGGACGAGCAGGAGGACGCAGAGGCCGACUCCGAGCCAGAGGCCGAGGCACGCUCCGGUGACUCCAGCUAGACUUGCCAUCAUUCUUUCUCCUGCACUCUCUUUCCAUGACCCACCUCAAUAGAGAGGGGGUUGGUGGGUGGGGGUCUCUUUCCAUGACCCAUCUCAAUAGAGAGGGGGUUGGUGGGUGGGGGUCUCUAACCCCUGAUCUCUGAAGGAGAGACACCGAGAGGAGGAAGACGUGGGAGCGAGUGAGGAGGAAGAUGAGGGAGCAGAGAAGACUCUUCCUCCAGGCAUGUCUGAUACUAUCGAGGCUAACGGAGGAGUUAGCGAUGACCGGCCAUGGAGAAAACGAAGAGUGAAUGUGAAUACAGGAGGGCUGUGGUGUAGAGUACGUCCGUGUGUGUGUGUGUGUGUGUGUGUACGCGUGUGCAUGUGUGUAGGACUAA
Alosa sapidissima (American shad) is the source of this 2557-nucleotide messenger RNA. It is a transcript of the gene gpsm1b, whose product is annotated as G protein signaling modulator 1b. NCBI's taxonomy places the organism in Eukaryota, Metazoa, Chordata, Actinopteri, Clupeiformes, Clupeidae. The coding region runs from base 183 to 2180 and encodes 665 amino acids. The transcript has 14 exons. Gene Ontology annotation, molecular function: GTPase regulator activity; protein binding. The record is from RefSeq and is a predicted model, not a curated record.